AAUUUUAGAUUUUGAAAUUGCUUCAUGACAUUCAAAUGUAGUAAGGUCCAGUAAGACUGUUUGGUUUAUUUUUAACAAAAACGAAAACAACUUCCACGUGAAAACGAUACACGAGCAAUUUUUAUUUGGUUGAGUCACUCUUUCGUGAUAGAAAGAUGUUAUCGAAUGAGCAGCUGUACGAAAUAUUUUGAGAGUCAUUGUUAAACAUAUAUAUGAUAUAUUCAUAACAAAAUUAAAUCGUGAAAAGGUUUACUUUCCUUCAAUUAAGUUGUUUGAAAAUCGAGUUGUUUACAAUGCGGCCCACGACCAACAUAUUAAACAGCUGACUGCAACACAACUUUCUUUGCUCUUAAACAAGAUCGAGCGAAUAGUUAACAAUUAACAUGACAGAAGCCGUGAUGAUACGGGUCACAUCCUUUGUUUGUCUGAGUUUAGUUUUGUUCAACUUGUAUCUGCGGAGAUUUUGCUGUCUUUGCGCAACCAUUCAUGAAGAAGCAAAGAAAUCCUUUAAACUUCGGACCAAUUAUUAUGGAAAUGAAGACGUCGCUUUAUUUGAUUUAAAUCCUUUGUGAUGGCAAGUGGAGCCCAAACGUUAAUUGUUCUUCCAGUCAUAUGUGGAAAAAAGGGAUUAAAGCAAACAAUUUUGUGCGCACUGAUUGUUUAAGUACACUGUUUGCCCGCCGUUUACAUUACAUAAAAGUACGCGCUCGCACUUCUGGCUAUAAAAUCACAGCCGCGACUCAUACGGAUACUUAAAUGAAAAAAAAUUAAGCUAUUUUAAAUGGAGAUGCAAGGUUUUGACUUCAAGGCUACUUCAAGAUAAUGAGCUUUGCUUUUUUCAGAGGGGAAGACAUAUUUCCCAGAGGUCAGCUCAAGGUGCCACCGUAUCUACGCAAUUAUGCAAAAGCAACAGUUCGGCGUAACGAAGACGAAUACAGCACAGAGUACCAACAGUUGAGUUCUGGAUUGGAUGGCACGAUUCUGGGAAGAUCUCUAGGAAAAUCGGAUAGUCUUCCUUCUGUUAGCAAGCCAGGGAAAAGUAAUCCUUCUCUGGAGUCAGGAAACACAAAAGUAAAGCAAUUAGCAGCACCAGAGAAAGUUGACAAGUCAGUCGAGGUUGAAAAGACAGACAUGAAUAGAAACCAGCUUAAUGAAUUACAACGCUCGAUACAAACCCGAUUAACAGGUCCAGCACUCGAGAGUUUUGAUGUAUAUCCAUUAGCUGGCAUGCGGUGCACGGGACAACGCAUGAGUCUAGCGGAAUCCCAACAGAAUCUGCCUAAACGAGGAAGCUUACCCUCGAGUGGAGACGAAGCCGUAAAAGACAGUUUGAGUUGCGGGCAAGUCGUUAGCAACGGAGCAACCUCUACAACUUCACACUCUGUCUCUCUUAACAAGCUAUAUUCUUGCCUAAAGAAAAUGAAAGGUAGAAGAAACGAAGCUGGGCAAUACGAUGAUUUAGCAACGUUUGCCAUGAAUGGCCGUGAACCUGGUUUCAGAAGGGGUUAUUUCCAGAGAGCUUUUGCCUCAAACAAUACGAGCCCCGCUCAAACACGCGGUGAACGCGAAGAGAUAUUUUUGCUCCUUGGCGGCAAAUCGAAACCGGUGCGCUUUCAAAUCAAUCCAGAAGGUCUGAACUUGUUGGAAAAAGAAUGGCGCGUUGAACUGAAGUCCAGAGAUUCGAUAUUUUGUCAUUCGGACGAGGAAGGUUUGCAACUUUUACAAAAGUUUCGAGCACGUUUUCGAAGCAACCAAAGAACAAAUUUCCUGGAUAGGAAAACACCACUCUUGCCCGUACCAUGGGCACGCCACGUUGUCCAUAAAGGACGUAGUUUGAGUCCAGAGGAAAAAGAACAAUUGGAAGAGGACGAAAGUGGGCGAAAACUUUCGAUUCACGUCUAUCUGCCUAAUGCUGGAUGGGACGAACAAAGAAAUUCAACACCUUCGACACCAACGUUUUCACCGAGCAGAUGACAGACUAUAUAAGACGAAUACAACAAACCAAAUUAUUGGAGUUACUGUAAUCUGCAUGGUCGCUAAAGUUGCAGUUUAGUUUGUAUUUCUUAUGUCGAUGAAUUUAAUUGAAGUGCCUGUUUUUGCUGGCUAAAUAUAUUUUCAUUGGUUUGCAAUUGUUUUGACGUUGUUUGAGUCAAAGGUAACAUGCUAAUUUGGUAAAUAAAUUCAGUUUGCGCCAAAAAUGCUAAAACAACAAAAGGCCAAUUUCCAAGGCUUUUGUCGGAACUUAUGAUCUAUCUUUGGUGCAAAUUGAUUGUAAAUUAAAUCAAAAUAAAUGAAAUUAGGCAGUUGUUGAAAUGCUUCCGAGUCAAAUUAUUAAAAUUCAAUUUUACAGGCUUAACAAUGUGUGUGUUUUUAUUUUUGAAAUUAUGAAAGACAUUUCAGAACAACAAGAUAACAUAAACAUGUUCUGGCAAGAUUUAUAUUACAGGGAGUAUUUGAUAAAUAGCGGUCGUUACAAAACGGGAGCUUGCCGACAUAUAACUCCGCCGGCUUGAAAAGUGGUUCGCGUGUAUCGCGCGCGCAUGAUUGUGAAAGGAGAGGAAAAAACCCAAUUUCUGACGCUUGCGGGCGGUUGUUUUUAAAAUUCUCUCGCGAUGAACAGGGAUUAAUUUUCUUUUAGAUAGAGCGGAUCAAAUAUAGUUAAACUUCUACGAAAGUGAAGAGGUGAAAAACCGAAAAACAUGAAAAAUGUAGAAUUUUUAUCGACUUUCUGUUCCAUUCUUUCACUCUUCCAUAUAUAAAGCGGUGUUCUUUUUGCAAUGACCGGAUCAACUGCACCAACACAACAAAACAGGGAAACAUAAAAGACCUGACAAUAAUUAUCUCUCUUGAAAAUGAGUUUGAUAUGGAAACUGAUUUGAAAGUUACCGUAAUUUUUUCACAGGAAAUUAAAAGUAGCUUCGUUUCAAAAAAACAUCGAUUAGAUUUUAUCGCUGACACAGUGAUAUCAGAACGAAGGUUUUAAUAAAGCAAAAAAUAUCAGCUCUUAAAAGGUGGAUAUCUUCUCUUUUCUCGAUGUUGAAAUUACGUUGAGAAUGGUCGGUCGUUUUUGUGGCGCAUUAUGUAUAUGACGUAGCUAUGGCCUCAAGUAUAAAUGACUGUGGGAAAGGACACAUUUUGUGGUCUGUGUAGAAAACCUGUUUCUGAACAAAAUUAAAAGAAAAAAUUGCGGCCGCAUUCUUUAAACCGGUUCAUUUAAAGUGGCGAUAUUAAUGUCUUUAGCAUCAUAAUUUGAAAGGCGAAAUCUUAAGACGAAUUGCUCUUCUAAAUCUAAUGUUAUUAGACCUCUUCGCGUGGCUGACGAAGAUAUUGCUGCCCGUAGGGGUUUCACUGUUCUUUUAGUUAAAAGCGGAAGGUUUUGCGGUUUUCCCGUUUCCUCCGCGUUUCCCAUCUCAGGCAUCCCUGGAUUAAUAUCCUUCCAUGAUUCUGAUUUCCUUGUUUUGAUUUUUGGCAGAUGUUUAGGAAACGUUUUCUGACAGUCUCUAGUCUUCACGGGCCGCGCGGGAGUUGCGAAUUCGUCGGCCUGCUUGGAAUUUCGUCUUGGAAACGUUCUUGUUGUCAAAGGUGGUAACAACAAUGGUCGUUUUACACCAUUUUUUGUCAAGAAGUUUCUCUUCCCAUUGCAGUUUAAUCUCUCUUUGUCUGUUCGAGUGUUGUGGAACAACUCCUCUUUGUAGUAUUCGCGUAAAGACGAAGGCAAAGACAUGUGUUGUUCAUCUUGUAACCUUUUUUCCUUUCGCAGAUCCGUCGUCUUUGCGACUUUAUAGUUCGACGCAUCGUCGGCAACUGGGAAUCGACCGUUGUGCAAUGGCGGGUAAAAGUAAAGUGGUAAAGUGUUUUUUGUUAUUUUACCUCGACGGUCUUGAGGUUGAUCACUUUCUCGCUUUCUAUUCCUAGAGCGUUGCUCCAUGUUCUCCUGCGUCCAUACUUGUCAAUUUGCCGCUGUAUGUGUCCAGUAUUAUUGUUAUUAACUAAAUAGCGCAGCAGAUGUUUUUUCUGGAGGGAACAAAAUACAUUGAAUAAAAAUAAAAUAUUUGCUUUUAAAGACAAACAAUCUUGCAGUGUCAUGAACUAAGACACAACUAAUAAGCAGUUUCUGUCGUCAUGAAAAAUCUGGUAAUCCCUCUGGCAGGAGAGGUUGUUUGAAUGUUCUCGACUGGUUAUGCUUAAGAGACUUUUAAAACGGUGACUUCAAUAAUAAACGAUAAUAACUUCUUUUUAGAGAAGGACACUAUAGAAUUAAGAUUAUUCACAGGAAUCUCGGAGAAGGAAUACAAAAAUGCCAAUUACAUCUUUUCUUCCCAUAAGGAUAUUGUUUUUCCGGCCCAGGCUGAAUUUUCUUAU
Messenger RNA from Orbicella faveolata, 4362 nucleotides. Its product is annotated as putative RNA/DNA demethylase ALKBH6. The record is from RefSeq and is a predicted model, not a curated record. Gene Ontology annotation, cellular component: nucleus. NCBI's taxonomy places the organism in Eukaryota, Metazoa, Cnidaria, Anthozoa, Scleractinia, Merulinidae.